AUGCCCGAUGUGUCUGUUGGAGUGGAAGACACAGAACUGCAUGCGCCUAAUGAGGUAUCUGAUAUUGAUGCGGUUCCAGGGAAUGGAAUCAGAAGUCGUGGAGCUGCGACAUUCCACAUGAUCAGCAAACCACCUGAAACACUGAACUUAACGCUCUCCCCGCCCAUCACAAAACAGACAUGGCUGGAGACUGCAAAGAUUGUGAAUGCCUCGACUGAACACAUGCAUACCUGGAUUCAGCACCGCAAGAGCUCUCAUGACCUUCUGCAGUCUGGCAAGAUAGCUAUUGUGGAGUAUCUGGUUGCCAUAGUGGAGAAAGUUGGCUUUACUGGUUUCACCAGGCUUGAUUGUACAACAGACCGGUUUCGCUGUCAAAAUGGUCAGUGUGUUCCUGCAGACUGGCGGUGUGAUGGUGUUGUUGACUGCAAUGAUGAUUCUGAUGAAUUGGAGUGCCCCCCAUCUACCUGUACAGCAGCACAGUUCCGGUGUGAGGGAGAUGGGGAAUGUAUUUCUCAAAGUUGGGUCUGUGAUGAUGAAGAAGAUUGUGACGAUGGAUCUGAUGAGCGUCAGCACUGUUCUGCAAAGACAUGCUCUAGUCAGCAGUAUACUUGCACCAAUGGAGAAUGUAUCCCAAGUGAGUACAGGUGUGACCAUGUCGAUGACUGCACUGACAAAAUCGAUGAAAGAGAUUGUCAUUACCCUAUUUGCACUCAAAUGGAGUGUUCAAACGGAGCCUGUUACAACUCUAGCCAGCAUUGUGAUGCAGUACUGAACUGCAGGGAUAGAACGGAUGAAAGCAAUUGCACUCAGAGAUGUAACAGCGGUCAGUUUCAAUGUGCCAAUGCAGAAUGUGUCCCAGAGAUAUUUGUAUGUGACCACGAUGAUGACUGUGGAGAUGGAAGUGAUGAGCAAAAAUGUGUUUAUCCAGCCUGUACAGGAAGUUAUUUUACCUGCCCCAGCGGCCAUUGCAUUCAUCAGAAUUGGCUUUGUGAUGGAGAUGAUGACUGUGGAGAUAAUGCUGAUGAAAGAGGAUGUGAAAGGAGGGAACAGGAAGACUGCUCAUCAGGAGAAUGGACUUGUCCGAGUUCCCGACGCUGUAUCCCUGUCGACAAACUAUGCAAUCAGGUCCAGGAUUGUUCCUUUGGUGAAGAUGAAACAAACACCACAUCAGGCAGCAACUGCAGUGUAAUCAACUGUGCCUCUUUAAGCUGUGAAUAUCGCUGCCACGCUUCCCCAUCAGGUGGAGUCUGCUAUUGCCCACCAGGAUUUGUAGUGCACACUGAUAGUCGUUCCUGUACUGACUUUAAUGAAUGUAAUAUGUGGGGAACUUGUGAUCAGCUGUGUGAAGACCGAACUGGAAGUCAUGCAUGUUCCUGUGUACAGGGUUAUGUCCUACAGCACCACAAGCACUGUCGUGCAAAUGCCUCAUCUGGAAUUCCAUCCAUUAUCUUCUCAAAUGGUCGUGAUUUGCUGAUUGGUGAUAUUCAUAGAAGGAAUGUACGGAUUCUUGUGCAGUCUCCUAAUCGUGGCAAUGCUGUUGGUGUGGAUUUCCACUACUAUCUUGGCAUGAUCUUUUGGACAGAUACCAUUCAGAAUAAGCUGUUCUCUGUAGAUCACAGUGGUUCCAGAAUCCAACAAAUUUUAAAUGUUUCCAUUGACACUCCUGAAAAUGUAGCUGUGGACUGGGUGAACAAUAAGUUGUAUGUGGUGGAGACCGGUAUUAAUCGAAUUGAAGUAGUUGAUCUGAAUGGAAGUAAUCGUAUAACACUAAUUGCAGAAAACCUGGGAAGCCCCCGAGGCAUUGCAGUUGACCCCACUGUAGGCUAUUUAUUCUUCUCUGACUGGAAUGAUGGUUCAGGAGAACCUAAACUAGAGCGUGCCUUUAUGGAUGGAUCCCAUCGCUUUGAACUAGUCAAGACAAAGCUAGGAUGGCCUGCUGGAAUAACACUGGACAUUGUUACAAAAAGAGUUUUUUGGGUCGACAGCCGUUAUGACUACAUUGAAACUGUAACAUAUGAUGGACUUGAAAGAAAAACUGUUGUUAGCGGAGGUGCUGCUGUUCCCCAUCCUUAUGGAAUAACUAAUUUUGAGGAUAAAUUAUUCUACACUGACUGGACCAAGAUGGCGGUUAUGAGAUCCAAUAAAUUUAAAGAAAGCAACCCACAAAUUGUCUAUCAGUCUUCACUGAAACCAUUUGGACUGACAGUUUAUCAUGCAUUCAAACAGCCAUUAGUGAGGAAUCCAUGUGGCAGAAAUAAUGGUGCAUGUGAGCAUAUCUGCAUUCUCAGCCAUGCAACAGACAAUGAUGGCCUGGGCUUCAGAUGUAGGUGCAGACUGGGUUUUGAUCUUCAACGUGAUGGAAGACAUUGCUAUGCCGUGACCCAGUUCCUACUAUUUUCAUCCCAGCUGGCUGUGCGUGGAAUCCCUUUCAAUAUCUCCAGCCAGAAAGACAUCAUCCUGCCUGUGACUGCAAGCCCCUCUUACUUUGUAGGACUUGAUUUUGAUGCAGCACGGCAGACAAUCUUUUUCUCUGAUACAAGGACAGACCUGAUUUAUCAACAGAAAAUUGAUGGAACAGACCAGGAAAUCCUAGUUGCCAAUAGAGUGGAUGGAGUAGAAGAUCUGGCUUUUGAUUGGAUUUCAAGGAACCUUUACUGGACUGAUGCACGUUACAGCAGCAUUUCUGUUCUGCGGUUAGCCGAUAAAUCCAGGAGAACAAUUGUUGAGAACUUGAACAAUCCUAGAUCUAUUGUUGUGCAUCCAGUGAUGGGACAAAUCUUCUGGACAGACUGGGCCAGGCCUGCAAAGAUCAUGAGAGCCUGGGGUGAUGGGUCAAAUGCAAUGGCAAUAAUCAAUACAACACUUGGUUGGCCGAAUGGCCUAGCCAUUGACUGGAGUUCUCUUCGUCUGUAUUGGGUGGAUGCCUUUUUUGAUAAAAUUGAGCACUGCUCCUUCAGUGGUUUCGACAGACAGACACUCAGUCAAAUUAGCCAAAUGUCACACCCUUUUGGUCUUACAGUGUUUGGUGAUUAUGCAUACUUUACGGAUUGGAGGCUGAAUGGAAUUGUCCGUGUGCGGAAAAUAGAUGGUGGUGGGAUGUCUAUUAUCAGAAGAGGCAUCGACAACAUUAUGCAUGUAAAAUCAUUUGAUGCUUCUGUCCAGACUGGAUCCAACAACUGUAACAAACCAACAAACCCCAAUGGAGACUGUAGUCAUUUUUGCUUCCCGAUACCCAAUUUUCAGAGAGUAUGUGGUUGCCCCAACGGAAUGAAACUUGAUUCCAACAACAUUAACUGCAUUGAAGAUCCAUCAAGUGAACCAACCAUACAACAAUGCGCCUUCUUUUCUUUCACUUGUGCUAAUGGAAGAUGUGUGCCAAAUUACAGUCACUGUGAUGGAGUUAAUGACUGUCAUGAUAAUAGUGAUGAAGCAAACUGUGGAACUUUAAAUACCACAUGUUCUCCAUUUGCCUUUAUGUGCACAAAUGACCAAUGCAUUCCAAAUUACUGGAGAUGUGAUGGACAAGAUGACUGCUCAGAUGGGAGUGAUGAAAUAGGAUGCCCAACUAACGUCCCCAGAACCUGUGCUGCAAAUGCUUUUACCUGCAGAAAUUUCAGGUGCAUCCCUAAGACCUGGGUAUGUGACACAGAAAAUGAUUGUGGAGAUGGCUCAGAUGAACUUAACUGUGAUUUCACAAGUACCUGCCAGCCUGAGCAAUUUUUAUGUCCAGAACAUCGGUGUAUUGACGCAGCUUACGUAUGUGAUGGUGAUGAAGACUGCCUAGAUGGAUUGGAUGAACAGGACUGUGUGAUUAACUGCACUUCCUAUGGAUUUAAAUGUGCCAGUGGAAUACAGUGCAUCAGCAAUAUCUACCAUUGUGAUGGAGUUUUUGAUUGCAGGGAUCAAUCUGAUGAGACAGGAUGCCCCACUCGACCACCAGGCAUGUGCCACCAAAAUGAAUUCCAGUGUCAAGAUGAUGGUACCUGUAUACCUUCAAAUUGGGAAUGUGAUGGUCAUUCAGACUGCACUGAUGGAUCAGAUGAACAUCUUAGCUGCCCACCAAAGAACUGCUCUGCCAGCUAUUUCCGGUGUGAUAAUGGAAACUGUGUCUUCAGACGCUGGCUGUGUGAUGGCGAUAAUGACUGUAGAGACAUGAGUGAUGAAAGAGACUGCCCAACACAGCCAUUUCAAUGUCCCAGUAACCAAUGGCAGUGCCCAGGUCUUAGCAUCUGUCUGAGUUUGGAUAAGGUUUGUGACCAUUCUCCAGACUGCCCAAAUGGCGCAGAUGAAUCGCCACUCUGCAGCUCGCUGCUACCAGACGCAGAGAGCUGCAAUGAAAAUAAUGCAGGUUGCACACACAAAUGUAUCGAGGGGCCCUUUGGUGCCCAGUGCACUUGCCCAAGUGGCUAUCAGCUUACAAAUGAUUCCAAGACCUGUGAAGAUAUUGAUGAAUGUAAUCCACCAGGCAUUUGUAGCCAAAUAUGUUACAAUGAAAGAGGAACUUUCAGGUGCACAUGUGAUGAAGGUUAUGCUUUAGAAGCUGAUGGGAGGACCUGUAAAGCUUCAGAUUCAACUAAUGUUUUAAUAAUGGUGGCAAGCCGAGGUGAGCUAGUUUCCGACAACAUUAGUGCUCAUCCACACGUCAUUCAGAGUGUGAUCCGAGAUGGGCUAAAUAUUGUUGCAAUUGACUUUGAUUCUAAAUCUGGUCGGAUUUAUUGGUCGGAUGUAACUCAGGACAAAGUUUGGAGCGCUUUUCAAAAUGGAACAGACCGAAAAAUUAUAUUUGAUAGCGGAGUGACUGUCACAGAAAGCAUUGCUGUGGAUUGGGUAGGCCGCAAUCUGUACUGGGCAGACCACAUUCUUCAAACAAUUGAGGUUUCAAAGUUGGAUGGCAGCCACAGAGCUGUACUACUCAGUGAUAAUAUAACGAAUCCCAGAGGAUUGGUGUUGGAUCCUAGAGAUGACAAUCAUCUAAUGUUCUGGACAGACUGGGGCAGGAACCCACGAAUUGAAAAGGCCAGUAUGGAUGGUACGUUGCGAACUGCCCUAAUAAGUAACAAAAUCUUCUGGCCCAAUGGUUUAAGUAUUGAUUAUCCAACUAAACUACUUUACUUUGCUGAUGCGUAUUUGGAUUAUAUUGAAUACUGUGAUUACGAUGGAAACAAUAGGAGACAAGUUUUAGCGAGUGACUUGGUCCUGCAACAUCCACAUGCCAUAACAAUUUUUGAGGAUUUUGUGUAUUGGACUGAACGGCAAUCUAAUCGCGUUAUUAGAGUAAAUAAGUGGCAUGGAAAGAAUCAGACUGUGAUGAUCAGUAGUAUAACUCAGCCACGAGGAAUUGUUGCUGUUCAUUCUGUGAGGCAACCACCUGCUUGGAAUCCAUGUUUGUCCAACCCCUGCAGCCAUUUAUGUCUACUUUCUGCAUCGGCUCCUAGAUUCUAUUCAUGUGUCUGCCCCUCAGGCUGGAGCCUGAUGGUGGAUUGGAAACAUUGUGCAAAAGUUGAACAGCCAUUCCUAAUUGUAGUAAGAGGCAGCAUCAUCUUUGGCAUUCCUCUGGACCCUGAUGACAAAACGAGCGAUGCCAUGGUUCCUGUAGCUGGAGUCCAGAAUGGCUACGAUGUUGACUUUGAUGAAGAAGAUGUACUAUAUUGGGUAGAACAUCCAGGAGAAAUUCACCGUGUGAGGUCAGAUGGAACUAAUAGGACCAUGUUUGCUCCGGCUUCAACCAUUGGCUCCCCCAUGGGCUUGGCCUUUGAUUGGAUCUCUAUGAACCUUUACUAUACCAACUUUGAAAAUCAGUCCAUUGAGGUCAUAAAAGUGCAUGGUGAUGUCAAGUACAGAAAAACAAUAUUAACAAACAGUGGACAAAGGACUGGUGUUGGGAGACCCAUGGGCAUUGCGGUAGAUCCAGCAAGGGGGAAGUUGUACUGGACUGACCAAGGUACAGGAAGUGGGAUCCCAGCAAAGAUUGCCAGUGCUUAUAUGGAUGGUUCUAACCCCCGAGUUCUUUUCACUAAUGACCUGGAUCAUGUAGAGUUUAUUACUAUUGACAUCAAGGCACGUAGGCUGUACUGGGCUGUCUCUAGUACUGGUGUGAUUGAACGAGGAGAUCUAAAUGGUUUACACCGAAUGACUGUGGUCAGCCACCUUUCUCAUCCUCGGGGGUUAGCCAUAUACGAUAGCUUCCUCUACUACACAGAUUCUGAUUUCGAGGUCAUUGAGCGUGUGGACAAGGUCACUGGUGAAAAUGCAGUUGUAAUGAGGAAUAAUAUUGCAGGGCUGAAAUGCCUCAAAGUUCACUUCCGAGACAAGUCAGCUGGCUCCUCCAAUGGGUGCAGUAACAACAUUGGAACAUGUGAACAGCUGUGCCUGCCCAGACCCAAUGGAGCCUACACUUGUGCUUGUACUAUAGGCUACCAUAUGAACCCAGAUAACAAGACCUGCUCAUCCUUUGACUCAUUUUUGAUUGUGUCCCAGCUGACCAUCAUCAGAGGAUUCAACCUGGAUGCGAGUGACCAUUCUGAAGCCAUGGUACCAGUGGGUGGCAUUGGUCGCUAUGCCCUGCACGUGGAUGUACAUAUAUCUUCAGGGUUUAUUUACUGGUGUGACUUCAGUACCACAGCUUCAAGGAAUGCUAUCCGGAGGAUUAAACCUGAUGGGUCUUCCUUCCAAAACAUCCUAGUCACAGGAAUUGGUCAGAAUGGUAUUCGAGGGAUUGCUGUGGACUGGGUGACAGGCAAUCUCUAUUUCACAAAUGCAUUCCUAACUGAAACUUAUAUUGAAGUUCUUCGUUUGAAUACCACUUUUCGCCGAGUUCUCAUCAAAACAACAUUAGAUCAGCCGAGACAUAUUGUUGUAAAUCCAAAGAUCCGACAUAUCUUUUGGGCUGACUAUGGGCAGAGUCCCAAAAUUGAGCGUGCUUUCCUCGAUGGCUCGAACAGAACUGUCUUGGUGGAUGAUGGUAUUGUCAUGCCACGAGGUCUAACCAUUGACCACACAAAUGAUUACAUCUACUGGAUUGAUGACUCCCUCGACCUUAUUGCUAGGAUCUCACCUGAUGGUGAUGAACAUCAGAUAAUUCGUUAUGGCAGCCGCUAUCCAACUCCAUUUGGAAUCACUGUCUUUGAAAAUAGUAUGAUUUGGGUGGACAGAAACAUGAAGAAGGUUCUACGUGCAAGUAAAGAACCUGGAAACGUAGAACAACCUUCUGUUAUCCGAGACAACUUGAACUUGUUAAGGGAUGUGGUAAUGUUUGAUAAAAAGAUUCAACCAACUUCACCCCAGCAAAUUAACAAUAACCCCUGUUUGGCACACAACGGAGAAUGUGUCCAAUUUUGUUUUGCAUUGCCUGGUUUGCAAGUGCCAAAAUGUGGAUGUGCCUACGGCAGGUUGGAUGAAGGCAAAAAGUGCAUGAUCGUCAAGAAUGAUUAUUUGAUAUAUGCAACAGAACGUUCCAUUCGCAGUCUUCACCUGGAUCCUGCUGACCACACACUACCCUUCACAAUAGUAAAUGUAUGGUGGACUGCAGUGGCACUUGACUAUGACAGCAGUGACAACAGAAUUUAUUUCACACAAAGCUUUGGCCAAGGACGCAGCACAAUCAGCUACAUCAGUCUUGAUGACAUUUCUGCUUCUCCUUCACAGGUGGUAACAGGCUUGGGUGCUCCUGAUGGAAUUGCCUAUGACUGGAUUAACAAGAGGAUUUAUUAUAGUGAUUAUUUGAAUCAAACAAUCAGCUCCAUAAAAGUGGAUGGCAGUGAUCGUACAAUCAUUGCAAAUGUUCCCAGGCCAAGAGCUAUCGUACUGGAUCCUUGCAGAGGAUAUAUGUAUUGGACUGAUUGGGGAACCAAUCCUAAGAUAGAACGAGCAACACUAGGAGGAAGCUUUCGUUUACCUAUUAUAAAUAACAGUUUAGUGUGGCCAAAUGGACUGACAAUGGAUUAUGAAGAUCAGAAACUCUACUGGGCUGAUGGCUCUCUGAGGAAGAUUGAACGCAGUAGCCUUACAGGUACAGACCGUGAGGUGAUUGUUAGCACUGCAAUUUACCCAUUUGCACUGACCAUCUAUGAUGAGUAUCUCUACUGGACUGACUGGAACACUAGAAGUAUCUAUCGGGUCAAUAAGCAUGAUGGGUCAGGCCAGACUGUGAUGAUACAAAACUUACCACAUCGUCCAAUGGAUAUCCACGUUAUGUCUGAGAAGAAGCAGCAACAAUGCAAUAAUCCAUGUGAUCAAUUUAAUGGAGGCUGCAGUCACAUUUGCACUCCAGGACCGCAUGGUGCAGAAUGCCAGUGCCCUGCUCACGGAGACUGGCGCCUGGUUAAUAACAAUCAAGAUUGUGUUUCAUCUGAUACUGCCACAUGUGGCACUGGCUACUUUACUUGUUUGAACAGCCGUUGUAUCCCAGAGAGGUGGAAAUGUGACACUGACAAUGAUUGUGGAGAUCAGAGUGAUGAAACAGAGAGAGUAUGCGCUUUUCAUACCUGUCCGCCAACUGCUUUCACAUGUGGAAAUGGCCGAUGCACACCAUAUAGAUAUCGCUGCGACCAUUACAAUGACUGUGGAGACAACAGUGAUGAGGUCGGCUGCUUGUUCCCUACUUGUGAUCCCAAUUCAGAAUUCUCCUGUAAUAAUGGAAGAUGCAUUAGCAGUAGCUAUGUCUGCAAUGGGGUGAACGACUGCCAUGAUAAUGGAACUUCAGAUGAAAGGAACUGCCCUGAUCGGACCUGCCAGCCUGGCUAUGCAAAAUGUCAAACAACCUACAUCUGUAUCCCUCGCACUUACCUGUGUGAUGGAGAUAAUGAUUGUGGUGAUAUGAGUGAUGAGAGCGCCACCCACUGUGCCACUGGAACUUGUGCAGAGAAUGAGUUUCGCUGCUCAUCUGGGCGCUGUAUCCCAGCACACUGGUACUGUGAUCGUGGAAUAGAUUGUGCUGAUGGGUCUGAUGAACCAUCUACUUGUACUCACAUGGAGCGCACUUGUUCAAGUCAACAGUUCAGGUGCGAUAAUAGCAGAUGUAUCCCCUCAGUCUGGAUCUGUGAUGGUGACAAUGACUGCGGAGACAUGAGUGAUGAAGAUCAAAGACAUAGCUGUGUAAACCACAGCUGCACAGUUACAGAAUUUACAUGUGUAAACAGCCUUCCUCCACAGAGAAGGUGCAUCCCUAGGACAUGGGUUUGUGAUGGAGAUUCUGACUGUUUCGAUGCUUUAGAUGAACACCAGAAUUGUACUCGGAGAUCCUGCACCCUAACAGAAUUCACAUGUGACAAUGGUCUCUGUGUUAGGAGUUCAUACAGAUGCGACCGACGCAAUGACUGUGGCGAUGGUACUGAUGAACGAGGAUGUAGUUACCAACCUUGUGCCCAGCACCAGUAUACAUGUCAGAAUGGCCACUGCAUUUCACAGUUAUGGGUCUGUGAUGGUGAUAAUGAUUGUGGAGAUAGAUCUGAUGAGAUGGAACACCUGUGUGUCACCUCUGAGCCAACGUGCCCUCCACAUCAUUUCAAAUGUGACAAUGGAGGUUGUAUUGAAAGUGGCAAGGUGUGCAAUGAAGUGGAUGAUUGCUCUGAUAAUAGUGAUGAGAAAACAUGUGGCGUUGACGAAUGUAGUGAUCCUGCACUGAAUCACUGUACACACACCUGCACCAAUACAUUGACCAGUUUCUUCUGCUCUUGUAACCCUGGCUACCGCCUCAUGGAUGAUGGACAGACUUGUGAAGACCUUGAUGAAUGCAAUGUAACACCAAGUGUUUGCAGCCAGAUUUGUGAAAACACAGAGGGUUCCUAUAUUUGCAAAUGUGCCCCAGGACAUCUUCGGGAACCUGAUGGGAAAAGUUGUCGCCAAAACAGCAAUAUUGCUCCUUAUCUCCUCUUCAGUAAUCGUUACUAUAUACGUAAUCUCUCAGUUGAUGGGGAAUUUUACACUCUUGUGCAACAAGGACUCAUCAAUGUGGUGGCAUUGGACUUCGACAGAGUUGAGCAAAGGUUGUACUGGUUUGACUUAGGCCGAAGAAUUAUUGAGCGAAUGUUCCUGAAUGGAACCAAAAAGGAGACUGUUAUUAACCAUGAUCUGUUUGGUACAGAAGGCCUGGCUGUUGACUGGGUUGGAAGGAAACUGUACUGGGUUGAUUCUUUUAAAGAUUGCCUUAAUGUUGCUGAACUUGAUGGGAGAUUCCGUAAAAUGCUGGCUGAUCACUGUAUGGAUACAAGCAAUACCUAUUGUUUCGAGAGGCCACGAGGUAUUGCUGUUUAUCCUAAAUAUGGAUACGUUUUCUGGACUGAUUGGGGUUCUCAAGCAUACAUUGGCCGCAUUGGCAUGGAUGGUAAAAACAAAUCAGCCAUUAUUACCACAAAAUUGGAAUGGCCCAAUGGAUUGACCCUUGACUACACAAAUGAUAAACUCUAUUGGACUGAUGCUCACCUGAAUUAUAUUGAAUUUUCCAACCUGGAUGGGAACCAUCGGCAUACAGUAUUUGAUGGACCCCUAGGCCACCCAUUUGCCAUUAGCCUUUUUGAGGAUACAAUAUAUUGGACUGAUUGGAACACAAAAUCAGUGGAGAAAGCAAAUAAAUACACUGGGGAAGGCAGGGUGUUGUUGGUGAAUACCACCCACAGGCCCUUUGACAUCCAUGUAUACCAUCCAUACAGACAGCCAAUUGCAAACAAUCCCUGUGAUACAAAUAAUGGUGGCUGCUCCCAUCUGUGCCUGAUAGCAGAAGGUGGUCAAGGCUACACAUGUGAAUGCCCAGAUAACUUCAUGAAGCAGUCUGGCAGCAUCACUCAUUGUAUCCCCAUGUGCACAAGUACACAGUACAGGUGUCUAGACAAUGAAAGAUGUAUUCCAAUCUGGUGGAAAUGUGAUGAGCAAAGAGAUUGCAGGGAUGGAUCAGAUGAACCUACCACCUGCCCAAUCCGCUACUGUAGAAUUGGACAGUAUCAGUGCAAUGAUGGUAACUGCACCACCUCCAGCUUCUUGUGUAAUGGUUAUCAGGAUUGUGCAGAUGGAUCUGAUGAGGACAUUGUGCUUUGCAGUAAACAUCAGUGUGAGAGCUACCAGUGGCAAUGUACCAACAAACGCUGUAUUCCUGAAGCCUGGCAAUGCGAUGGGGAUAACGACUGCACAGAUAAUUCUGAUGAAGAUCCUGCUCACUGUGCUUCUAGAACCUGUCAACCAGGCCAGUUUAAAUGUAAUAAUGGCCACUGCAUCCCACAAUCCUGGAAAUGUGAUGUAGAUAAUGAUUGUGGAGAUUACUCUGAUGAGCCCUUUGAUGAAUGCCAUGGGAUUGACCACUCCUGCAAUAAUCACACUGAGUUUUCCUGUCAAACAAACUACAACUGUAUUCCUAAGUGGGCUGUGUGCGAUGGCCAUGAUGACUGCCGGGACAACAGUGAUGAGCAGCAUUGUGAGGAUCUUACUUGCAAUCCAGUGGGUGACUUCCGAUGUGACAAUCAUCGGUGUAUCCCACUCCGUUGGAAGUGUGAUAGAGAAAAUGACUGUGGAGACGAUUCUGAUGAGCGUGACUGCAGCCCUCGUGAGUGCAGCGAAAGUGAAUUCCGCUGUGACAAUCUCCGGUGUAUUCCUGGACGCUGGGUGUGUGACCAUGAUAAUGACUGUGAAGAUAACUCAGAUGAACGAGACUGUGAGCUGCUAACAUGCCUGCCUGGUUAUUUUGAGUGUUCUAGUGGCCACUGCGUCUCAGAAAGGUUCAGGUGUGAUGGGAAUGCUGACUGUGCAGAUUACUCAGAUGAAAGCUCCUGCCCAACUCGUUACCCCAAUGGAACAUAUUGCCCACCCUUUCUAUUUGAGUGCAAGAAUCAUGUCUGUAUCCAGCCUCACUGGAAGUGUGAUGGAGACAAUGACUGUGGGGAUGGAUCUGACGAAGAGCUCCACCACUGCUUGGACAUCCCAUGUGACUCUCCUUUCCGCUUCCGUUGUGACAAUAAUCGCUGUGUGUACGUACGUGAGUUAUGCAAUCAUGUAAAUGACUGUGGAGAUAGAAGUGAUGAAAAGGAAGAACACUGUAAACCACCUACGCCUCAUCCUUGCACAACCGAGGAAUACAAAUGUGGGAAUGGAAACUGCAUUCCUGUCCAACAUGUGUGUGAUAAUUAUGCUCACUGUGCUGACCAAUCUGAUGAAUUAGGAUGCAACCAUGGUACAGAACGAUCUUGCACAGAAAACCUCUGUGAACACAAUUGUACAGAUCUGAACGAUGGAGGUUUCAUCUGCUUUUGUAGGCCUGGGUACAAAGUAAGGGAGGAUGAUGUGAUCGCAUGUGAUGAUGUCAAUGAGUGUGAGGCCUUUGGCACCUGUCCCCACAUUUGCAAAAAUACCAAAGGAAGCUACGAGUGUUUCUGUGCAGAGGGAUUUCGAUCUGUUGUGGAAGAACAUGGCACUCGGUGUAUGGCAACUGGAAAUCCUCCUAUCUUGCUUUUGCCUGAUAGUGUACGAAUUCGGCGAUUCAGCAUGUCAUCUGAGCAAUAUACAGAUUAUAUUCAGAAUGAGGAGGACAUCAAAGCCAUUGAUUAUAUCUGGGAUUCAGAAGAUCCGGAUCUCAGUGUUGUGUACUGGACUGUUCUGGGACGUGGCUCAGAGUUUGGUGCUAUAAAACGAGCCUUCCUCACUACGUUUGACGACAACGGAAACAAUCCAACUGCAGCAGUGAACUUAAACCUGAAAUAUGUAGUGACUCCGAAUGGCAUUGCUAUGGACUGGGUUGGAAAGCAUAUUUAUUGGACUGAUGCCAGCACAAACAGAAUUGAGGUGGCAAAACUAGAUGGAAGGUAUAGGAAAUGGCUGAUUUCCUCUCAGCUCGACCAGCCAGCUGCUAUUUCUGUAAAUCCUAAACUUGGGCUGUUCUACUGGACAGACUGGGGCAGAUAUCCCAAGAUAGAGUGUGCCUGGAUGGAUGGACAGCACCGGCAUGCGCUGGUUAACAGUGACCUGGGCUGGCCAACAGGCCUUACUAUAGAUUAUGUUAAUGGUGACAGAAUCUACUGGAGUGACUCCAAGGAAAACCUCAUAGAGUCUAUGAAGUUUGAUGGCAGUGAGAGAAUGCUGGUUAUUAAUGGAGACCUAGGCAACCCAUACAGCCUGGAUGUUUUUGAAAGCCACCUGUACUGGACAUCGAAGGAGAAUGGUGAAGUAUGGAAACAAGAUAAAUUUGGAAAUGGUCAUAAGAUUAAAAUUAUGACUGUAAACCCAUGGCUAACUCAAGCUCGAAUUUAUCAGGAGCAUCGUUACAAUCACUCAGUGCCUAAUCCUUGUAAGGGUGUCUGCAGUCAUCUGUGUUUGCUGAGACCGGGAGGAUAUACCUGUGCUUGUCCUCAAGGCAGUCGAUUUCGAGAUGGCAGUCUUACUGAGUGUGAUGCAGCCAUUGAACUGGAGCAGCCAAUGCCUCCUGCCUGCAAGUGUAGGAAUGGAGGAAUUUGUUAUUUCACAGCAAACACUACAAAGUGCACAUGUCCUUAUGGUUAUACAGGAAGCUACUGUCAGUUUGGAAGAUCCCAAGCACUACCCCAUUCAACAGCAACAGCAGUCUUACUGACCAUUAUUAUCAUCCUAAUUCUGGGAGCACUAGCUGUGGGAGCAUUUCUGAAUUACAGGCGGACAGGCUCAAUCCUGCCACCUUUUCCUAAGCUUUCGAGUUUAAGCAGUCUUAUCAAACCAAAUGGAAAUGGAGUGACAUUUAGAUCUGGAGUAGAUACUGGAGUAGAUGGUGGAGCUUCUGCCAUAGACAUAGAUUCUGCUAUUGAUGGAGCGAUGCAGAUGAAUGAAAACUUUGUAGUGGAAGCAGGAAAACAACCAGUUACUUUUGAAAAUCCCAUGUUUGGAACGAAGGGGAAUGUUUCCAAUGACCCUCCUGCAGUCCAACAAUCAGCGGAUAUGGUGGCAGUUGGUGGUGAAACAAAUGGAAGCAGUUUCAACAAUCCCAUCUAUACAUCCAUGCCCCCUUUCUUAGACAAACCUAUUUCAACUGGAUCACAAGCUCCGGAAUCAAAGUGGAAUUUUUUCAGACGAAAACCCAAGCAAGGGACAAAUUUUGAAAAUCCUGUAUAUGCAGAGUGCCAGAAACAGCAACAGGCAAAUAAUCCACUUGGAGAAACUGCUGCUACUUCUAAUACUUUUGGAUUACCCCCAAGUGAGCCAUGUUCAAAAAAAGAUGAACCUUCGACCUACAGUCCUACAGAGAAUACUUACAAAGAUACAGCUACUCUUGUCAAAGAGGAUUCAAAUGCAUAA
Messenger RNA from Carcharodon carcharias (great white shark), 14241 nucleotides. It is a transcript of the gene lrp2a, whose product is annotated as low density lipoprotein receptor-related protein 2a. Gene Ontology annotation, molecular function: protein binding; calcium ion binding. The record is from RefSeq and is a predicted model, not a curated record. Lineage: Eukaryota; Metazoa; Chordata; Chondrichthyes; Lamniformes; Lamnidae. The coding region runs from base 1 to 14241 and encodes 4746 amino acids. The transcript has 82 exons.